Molecule: messenger RNA, 1026 nt
Organism: Symbiodinium necroappetens
Lineage: Eukaryota; Dinophyceae; Suessiales; Symbiodiniaceae
Source: the annotation of a GenBank genome assembly
AUGCCGGAACUCCGCCUCAUCGACCCCAGCCGGGCCAGACCCGAGACGCCGGAGAUCACCGAUGCCGAGGCGGCGGCCAUGGCGCGCGCGGUGCCCAACCUCUUCAAGCGCUGGGGCGUCACCGACAGUCAGGCCUGCACGCUGCUCGGCGGCAUCUCGGCGCGGACCUGGGCGCGUUGGAAGCUGGGCGCUAGCGGCCGGCUGCCGCGCGACCUGCGGGCCCGCCUCGCCAACCUGAUGGGCAUCCACAAGGCCUUGCGCCUGAUCUUCCGCGAGCCGGAGCGCGGGUACGACUGGGUCGCGGCCCCCAACGCCGUCUUCGGCGGUCGUUCGGCCCUGGAGGUUAUGCUGGGCGGUGAGCUGACGGAUCUGAUGCGGGUGCGGCACUAUCUGGACGCGGAGCGCGGCGACAUCGCCGACCCCGCCGACUGGGACGCUAUCGCCAGCGCCGAGAGCAAGACCAAUCCGCGCGUGGCGGAGUCGAUCGGCCUGCUGGACCUGGUGCCGCCGGCGCGGCGCGUGUCCGGCGAGGGCGCGACCUGGCUGAUGGCCCCCUUCGUCCACGUCUCGCGGGAUCGCCGCAGCCGCUUCUCCGACGGCAGCUACGGUGUCUACUACGCCGGCGACCGCUUCGAGGUCGCCUUGUUCGAGACGAUCCACCAUCACGGCCGCUUCAUGGCCGCGACCGAUCAGGCGCCGGGCUGGGCCUCGGACUUUCGCGAGCUGGUGGGGGCGAUCGACCGCGACCUCCACGAUCUUCGGGAUCGCACCAUCUGGUCCGACUGCCUGGACCCGGACGACUACAGCCCGUCGCAGGCCUUGGCCGCCCGGCUGCGCGGCGCGGGCUCCAACGGUCUCGUCUACCCCAGUGUCCGCUACCCGGAGGGCGACUGUGUCGCCGUCUUCUGGCCCGACCUGAUUCCGAUCCCCUUGCAAGCCCGACAUCUCGGCUAUCAUUGGGACGGCAGCCGCGUCGACCGGAUUCGCGAUCUGGGCAGCGGCGAGGUCUUCGCGGUCGAGGGCUAG